AUGGUAGAUGUUAGGUACCAAGAAGAUAUUCUCAAUAUGGGAAUCCAAUGCCACUACCUCACUAAGCCUCACUCUCAUCGCAAACGCCUUGAGAUUGAGACGCUCUUAGACGACAUUCAAGAGCUUGAAAAGAAAGGGAAAGUCACUACUUCACCCGAUCUCCAACCUUCCCUCCUUGCCGAAGCAAGCAAAAGUCGUGGUUCAUUUCACAGCCAGAAAGUCAAGAGACACCACAUACUCGCAGCUAAACAGCUGCGAGAAAACAAAGAGAUCAUUAUAAGACGAGCAGACAAAACACCAGCUUUUGUGCUCAUUAAAAAAGAGGAUUAUGACAGCAAACUUAAUGCCAUCCUGAGUGAUACCACAAAAUUUAAAAGAAUUACUCGCAACCCCACUGAAUCCCUCAAGAAGCGGGUGAAUGCCACCAUCACAUCCAUCAACGCUGGCAGCAACAACCUCAAGCUUCAGAAGAUAGUUGGAGAGUUCUCACCAGGCUACGCAUACGGCAACGUCAAGACCCACAAGCAGAACAAUCCACUCCGCCCUAUCAUCUCGCAGAUCCCAACGCCCACCUACAACAUAGCUAAACGCCUCAACCAGCUCCUGACACCAUACGUCCCCAACACCUACUGCAUCAACUCAUCCACUGAUUUCCUCGAGAUUCUCCGCGACGCUCCACCACAAGCAAACUCCAUCAUCGCCUCCCUUGACGUGGAGAGCCUUUUCACCAACGUCCCCGUCGACAAAACUAUUAGCUUCAUCCUCAACCGUGUAUACCACAGCAGCGACACCACACCACUGGACAUGCCGGAGAAACACCUCAAGUCCCUGCUAGAACUCUGCACUAAAGAAGCCCCCUUCAUCUCUCCAGACGGCAAGAUGUACCAACAAAUCGAUGGAGUCGCCAUGGGUAGCCCACUCGGCGUACUUUUCUCAAAUUUCUUCAUGGGCACCAUCGAAUCAGCACUCCUCACCACCGAUCGUCCCUCCAUAUACUGA
This is a messenger RNA of Portunus trituberculatus (swimming crab), 999 nucleotides long. RefSeq lists its product as uncharacterized. The record is from RefSeq and is a predicted model, not a curated record. NCBI's taxonomy places the organism in Eukaryota, Metazoa, Arthropoda, Malacostraca, Decapoda, Portunidae. The transcript has a single exon. The coding region runs from base 1 to 999 and encodes 332 amino acids.